Messenger RNA from Podarcis muralis (Common wall lizard), 484 nucleotides. It is a transcript of the gene ETFRF1, whose product is annotated as electron transfer flavoprotein regulatory factor 1. Gene Ontology annotation, cellular component: mitochondrion. The record is from RefSeq and is a predicted model, not a curated record. Lineage: Eukaryota; Metazoa; Chordata; Lepidosauria; Squamata; Lacertidae. Gene Ontology annotation, biological process: respiratory electron transport chain.
UCUUGAAACUCCCGCGCAGGCGCAGUAGUCGUUUGCUACGCCCCGCCUCUCCAACAGCUGGGCAGGCUAGCAAGCCAUGGGCUGUGAAGGUAGAUGCCAGCGCGCAUGAGUUAAGUGCGUGAACUGAACAUGACCAACCCGCUAAGAUACGAAGUGCUGAACCUUUACAAAAAUCUGCUGUACCUUGGAAAGGAAUACCCCAAAGGGGCGGACUACUUUCGGACCCGGCUGAAGGCGGCGUUCUUGAAAAACAAGGACGUGAAGGAGCCUGAGAAAAUCAAAGAACUCCUUGCCCGAGGGGAGUUUGUCAUGAAAGAGCUGGAGGCGUUAUACUUCCUCAGGAAAUACCGAGCUCUGAAACAGCGUUACUACGAAGAGGAUGGCAAAUGAUGUGCAUUGCGGUUCGAAACGCUUGCCCAGGCCAUAGGUUAAAGUGGGGGGUAACCGAUCUACAAUUAAAAAAAAGUAUAGAUUGCCUAUUGAA